UUGAGGAAUGGUAAACAGGUUUUGAACAAGGUUUUCUAACAGUUCUGAAUUUAUUUAUUUUCACAACUUUUCGUGGAUGCGCAAUGAAACGCCAAACUUUGAUAUCAUAUAUACAUUUUCACUAUUUCAAACCAAGUUUCUUGUGACUAUGGCACAACAAUAGCAAAGGUUUAUUUAUUUAUUUCUUCCGGAAAUACGUAUCACUGUCGUGUGGAUAUAGCCAAAUCCUUAACGUCAGAAAGAAAUGGGGAUUUUAAAGUUGGCAGACUUGAUUCGCUCCGAAGCACCUGAUGCGAUUACGCAUAAGGACAUCAGCGAUUACACAGGCAAGGUCAUCGCCGUGGACACUUCAAUCAUUCUCAACCAGUUUCGAGCGGCUGUACCUGGUCUCGAGCAGCUAGGUCCCUUAGCAGGUCUGUUCUUCCGGACUCUAACCUUCCUGGAACAUGACAUCAAGCCCGUGUUUGUGUUUGACGGAGUUCCCCCAGCAGAGAAGAGAGCUGUGCUGGAGAGGAGGGCCCAGGCUGCAGGGUGGAGCUUCCCCAAUCGCUCCGGCUCAGCCUCCAGUCAGACUCGCGACUGUCUCCAGCUGCUGCAGCUCAUGGGGGUUCCCAUCAUCCAGGCUCCGGGGGAGGGAGAGGCUCUGUGUGCCAGGCUGGUGCAGGGGGGUGUUGUGGACGCCGUGGCGUCAGAGGACAUGGACACGCUGGCCUUCGGAGGAACAGUCCUGAUCCGCCAGCUCAGCGCCAAGAAAAACGGUGAGGUGGUGGAGUUCUCCCUGGAGAAACUGCUGGCCAGACUGAGCCUCUCCCAGAAGGAGUUUGUGGACCUGUGUAUCCUGCUGGGCUGUGACUACUGUGAGAAGAUAACAGGCCUGGGUCCUAAGAGAGCCCUGUCUCUGAUACAGACCCACCGCUCCAUAGAGAACUUGGUUCAGCACAUCAACAGGAAGACCCAUCCAGUGCCCAUGGCGUGGGGUUACCAGGAUGCUAGGAAGCUGUUCCUCCUAGCCCCCCAGACAGAGGCCCCUGGCCUGGCCUGGACCAAGCCUGAUGAGGAGGCGCUGGUCCAGUUCCUGUGCCACCAGAAACACAUCAAGGAGCACAGAGUGCGUGGUCGGCUGGAGAGGUUUCGUCAGACGAGGGAGAGGAGGAGGAGAGAGAGGGAGCAGGAGGAAGCCUCUGGCCAGAGCAGACAGACUCGCAUGGAGGACUUCUUCCGCGUAACCAGGAAGCGAAAGCAGCCUGCUGAGGCUGGGCAUCCUGCCAGCAGCACAGUAAAGAGGCCCAGGACUAAGUGAUGCUGCCCCCUAGUGGAGGGGGGUUGGUACUGCGGGAUGAAAAUGGGAACUUGUUUACAAGAUUCUGAGAUCCGGGCUGUGGUGUGGAUGAUCACCAGAUCUAUAAAUCACCUAUGCUGCCAGGAAUCCUGGCAUCAGCCUGUCCUGAAUACUGGAAGAUCAGUGCCUCUUGUCUGUGCUGUCGUGAGGCAGGAAGAGAGGCGAGGCGGAGGGAGGGGGGAAGGAGGAAGGAGAGAGGGGUCUGGAGGACAGAGAGAAGACUGUUCCUUCACUCAGCCUAGCUCAUCCAACGCUGGCCUGCCUCCUUUCCAACCCAGCCGAUACAGCAAUACAGACCCCCCCCCCCUCCUGCCUUCCUUCCCUUGCUAAUACAGCAACACCGCCCCCCCUGCCCCCCCCUGCCCCCAGCCAACACAAGGCUGUCUCUCAUCACGCCCCUGUCAGCGGACACCUGCACAGACAGCUGUGCCUAACCCCAGACUUGAACACCACUUGCAUCUUAAAACAUGACCACACAAUGGUCUGUGUCACUCCAAAUCUCUGCCCUGGAGAGAUUGUUUCUCCUUAAUAACAUGUUCUGUUUUUUUACAGAACGGUAUUUGUAUGGUAAAAUACGAAUAAAA
Molecule: messenger RNA, 1923 nt
Organism: Osmerus eperlanus (European smelt)
Lineage: Eukaryota; Metazoa; Chordata; Actinopteri; Osmeriformes; Osmeridae
Product: probable flap endonuclease 1 homolog
Exons: 11
Coding region: 245-1300 (351 amino acids)
Cellular component (GO): nucleus
Molecular function (GO): 5'-flap endonuclease activity; manganese ion binding; RNA-DNA hybrid ribonuclease activity
Source: RefSeq, a predicted model, not a curated record